AUGGCGUCAUUCGCGGACACCCUCUACACUCAGGGCACGCGAGUGUGGGUGCCACAAGGCGUCGAUGCCUGGGUGCCAGGUAUUGUGGCCGAGGAUGAACAGGCAGGUGGAAACGGGCUCGUGAAGGCGGAACUGGUGCUCGAAGAAGAGGACGACAACAACGAGGACGACUUCGAAACCACCUCGGGCAAGGUGGUCGAAGUGUCCAAAGCCGGCCUUCUCAUCAGGAAUCCCAAGAUUCAAGAUGGCGUGGACGAUCUCACCACGCUCAGUUACAUGCACGACCCAGCCAUCCUUCACGCGCUUCACUUGCGCUACCGGCUGGACAUGAUCUAUUCCUACGCCGGACCCAUCCUCAUCGCACUGAACCCGUACAAGGAUCUGGGCGGUCUGUACAGCAAAGAAAUGAUGGACGCCUACGUGGGCCAGGCGCAGGGUAAUCUCUCGCCGCACGUGUUUGCCAUCGCCGAAGAGGCCUUCCGCACGAUGCGCAUGGAUCGCUCGAAUCAAUCCAUCCUCGUUUCCGGCGAGUCUGGUGCCGGAAAGACGGAGACGACCAAGUAUGUGCUGCGCUACCUGGCGGCCAUGGCGUCGGCCACAUCGGGCGUGCGAGGAGGAACCAAAGGCCAGCUGCCUCCGCUCGCUCACAAAGUGCUCGAGUCCACACCCCUGCUCGAGGCCUUCGGUAACUCGCGCACUCGAUUCAACAACAACAGCUCGCGCUUCGGCAAGUUCAUCGAGAUCUGGUUUUCCAAUGAGAGCGGUUCCAUCUGCGCCUCGGCACUUCGCACCUAUCUGUUGGAGAAGUCGCGCGUCGUGCGUCCUCCGGUGGGAGAAAGGAAUUUCCACUUCUUUUAUCAAUUGCUCGCGGGCGCCGAUCCUCAACUGAGAGCGCAACUGAAGCUGAAGAGACCGGAAGAGUACGCCUACCUGGCGGAAAGCGAGUGCUACACGGUGGAGGAUGUCGAUGAUAGUCGCGUAUUCAAGCAGACGCUCAAUGCCAUGCGGGUCAUUGGGCUGAACGAGAAGGAGCAACAAGAAGUGUUCAAAGUGGUCGCGGCGGUAUUGCAUUUGGGCAACGUGCAGUUCACCGAGGACAGCAAAGAGUCGGCCAAUCUCGCCGACGAGAAGGACCCCGAUGGUCGCUCCAACGGUCCAACCAACAACGCCUCGCUGAACAUUGCGGCGGAGCUGCUGGGCUGCAGCGCCGCUGAUUUCGCCAAGUCCAUGCGCGAGCGAACUAUCACUGCCGGCGGACCCAGCGGACAAGAGCGGUUGACGACGCCUCUGAACAAGGCCAAGGCCGAGCAGUCCCGAGACGCGCUCGCCAUGCUUCUCUACUCGUCCCUCUUCGACUGGAUCGUGCUCAAGAUCAAUUCCUCGCUUCACGAGGAUUCCUCCGCGUCCACGACGAACAGCUCGUCGUCGGGCUCGUCUUCUUCGUCGAUCUCGUCCUACUUUGGUCUGGGAGGCAGCGGUGGGAGCGGAGGUGGUGGCAUGCGCGUGGGCAAGCUGGCCGCUUCGCGCGAGGCGUCCUUCAUCGGCAUUCUCGACAUCUACGGCUUCGAGAGCUUCGAGACCAACGGCUUUCCUCAGUUCUGCAUCAACUACGCCAACGAGAAGCUGCAGCAGCACUUCAACCAACACAUCUUCAAAGGAGUACAUCAAGGAGAAGAUCGACUGGGCUGCAUCGACCUGCUGGAGAACAAGCCGAUGUGUCUCCUGUCGCUGCUGGACGAGGAGUGCCGGUUCCCCAACGGCUCGGACGCGUCAUUCGCCGCCAAGGUGCGAAAGACCCACAAGGAGGACGACUUCUUCGCCGUCCCGCGCUUCUCGCAGACCGGAUUCACCGUCAAGCACUACGCCGGCGACGUGACCUACGAGACGAAGACCGGCUUCUUGGACCGAAACAAGGACGUGCUCGUACCGGCCCAUCCGCUCAUUCUGCAGGCCUCGUCCAAUCCCUUCGUCAAGGCUCUGCUGUCCGCCAAGCCGGCCGCCCCUUCGACGGGCGCGGGUGGCUCGGCUUCGCCCGUGGUACCCGGACGCCUCCUCGGCGGCUUUGGCUUCGGCAAGGGUGGUGGAUCGGGCACGGCGGCAGCGACGGCCAGGUCGGGCACGGGCGUGGGCAAGUCGUCCUUCCAGUUCGUGGGCGUCAUCACCCAGUUCAAGGAGUCGCUCAGCCUCCUCAUGGACUCCAUCGGCGCCACCCAGCCCCAUUUCGUGCGGUGCAUCAAGCCCAAUUUGGAGCAGCGGGCGGACCUCUUCGUGAAGCCCCUGGUGCUCAACCAGCUGCGGUGCGGUGGUGUGAUGGAGGCCGUGCGCAUCUCCUCCGCCGGAUACCCCUCGCGUACCUCCUACGCCAAAAUCUACGAUCGGUACAAGAACUUGGUCAAGCACACGCCGGGGCAGGAUGACCGCGAGUCCUGCAUGAUCCUCUUCGAGGCACUCGGCAUCCCGGCCAUCGAACGCCAAUUCGGUAGCACCAAGCUCUUCCUCAAGUCUGGAAUGAUCGCCCACCUGGAGAAAGUGCGCACGAUUCGUUUGAAUUGGGCCGCAGCCGUCUUCCAAAAGAACUGGCGGCGCAUCGUCACCGAGCGGUGGUACGUGGCCACACGGCUCAAGGUCAUCCGUGCCCAAGCACAGGCCCGUGUAUUUCUGGCGAAGCUCGAGAAGGUGCGCCUGAGGAAGAACAGGGCGGCCGUCAUUCUUCAGAAGUACGCGCGGGCGUGGCUCGGACGCCGCCAGUACAAGUCCACCGUCCACGCCGCCGUGCUCUUCCAAAGCAUCUUCCGCGGAGCCUAUGCGAAGAAGAAGGAGGAGGAGCGGUUGCGACGCGAGGAGGAGCAGCGCAGGCGCGAGGCCGAAGAGCGUCGACUGGAGGAGUGCCGGCUGAUGAAGGCUGAGGACCACUACAGCCGCGCGAUGGCCAAGGAGUGGAAGCGUCAGGCCGAGGAGCAGGAGCGGCUGCGGCAGGAGGAGGCCGAGCGUCAGCGCAUCGCCGAAGAGGAGCGCCGGAAGCGCGAGGAGGAGGAGCGCAGGCGUGCCCGGCGCGAGGAGAAGCUGCGCAGGCAGGAGGAGGAGAAGCGCAAGGCGCGCGAGAUGGAGCAGAAGAUGAAGCAGGAGAUCAUGAAGGGCGACCAACAGCAGAAGGAGCUCCUCGACCAGCUCAAUGAACUCCAGCAGCGGCAUGAUGCGGAGGUGGAGCAGAAGGACAAGCAGAUCAGCAAGCUGGAGCGGAAGCACGAGAAGGAGCUGGCCAACAUCACGGCGGCCAUGCAGCAGCAGAGCGACGAGUCGGCCGAGCGCGCCCGGCGCGUGCAGGAGGAGAUGGCGAGCGAGCUCGAGCGGCUCAACCGCGAGUGGCAGCGCAAGCUCGACGACGUCACCUGGAAGGCCGAGCAGGAGCGCCAGGAGUGGGAGCGCGAGCGGGCCGCCUGGGCCGCCGAGCGCGCCCAGCUCGCCGCCGACGUCGACAAGUGGAAGCGGGCCAACGAGGAGCUCGAGGCCGAGCUCAAGGUCAUGGAGGAGCGGCAGAAGGGCAUCGUGCUGGAGGCCAUGAACAAGCAGGACGAGGAGAUCGAGACCAUGGCCACCCUCGUGGCCGGCUCGACCGACGAGGGCCGCAAGCGCCUCCUGGGCCUCGUGCUCGCCGAGGAGCGCGGCUUCGUCUCCGGCAUGCCCGUGCCCGCCGUGGUGUCGUUCAGAUUCCUGCGCCACUGGGGCGAGCUGUCGCUCUACCUGUCGGCCAACCAGCAGUCGUACCUGCUGCCCUACACCAUCAACAACUUCCGUGCGCUCAUUCAGAGCAACCUGCACGACAACUCCCUGUUGGCCUACUUCACCUCCAACAUCCUCCUCAUGCUCCAUCUUCUCCGCAAGGAACUGGCCCACAUUGCGUUCACGAAGACCAAGCGAACGCGCGGCCACGAGCGCAGCUUCUCGUCGCUCUCGUCGUCGCCGCGCCACCGGCGCUCGGUCUCGGUCGCCCGCAUCGCCGACGCCGCGCUCGAGGGCAGCGCCAGCAACGAUGCCGACGCCGUCGACGCCGACGCCGACGCCUACAUCCUCCACCUCCCGCCCCUCGACAACUCCAUCGUCAACCCCUACCUCCUCUGGAACAAACUGGAGGAGGAGAAUCUGGUGACGGAGCCGCAGGGCAAGGAGGCCGACGGCGACACGGUCGAGGAGGCCGCGGAGCUGGUGGACGAGGGCCCCACCGAGGGCCUGCCGCCGGUGAAGUGGUUCGAGCGCGAGCUGCGCCGGCUCCUCCGGACGGCGCUGACCCUCAUCCACAACAACCUGCGGUCGGCCCUGCGCAACGUCCUGCAGAAGGCCGUCUUCGAGAGUCCCCUCCGGCUCAAGAACCCGCCCCAGGGCAGUCGCCAACGCCGUCCCAGCAAGUCUGUGGAUCAGGUGCCCGAGGAGGAAGAGGAGGAGGGGUACAUUUCGAUCGAGCAGAUGACGACGAUGAUCGACUACUACCAGUCGUCCUCGCCCUUCUCCUCCAAGGACGACAGCCGCGCCAAGACGGUGAACAUGAUCAGCGUGAUAUCGAUCCUCAACUACUUCCUGUACGUUCUGCAAUCGAACUUCAUCGACUUUGCCAUCGUCAAGCAGUUCUUCGAGCACACCUUCUCCUUCAUCGACUCGUUCCUCUUCGACAUCCUGCUCCUGAGGAAGGACCUCUGCAGCCGCAACAAGGGAUACGAAAUCAGGGUGAACAUGCGCAAGCUGGAGCGGUGGGCCGAGGAGACUGGCGCCGAUUGGGUGGGCCGCGCUGGCUCGUGCCUGGGCCACAUCCAGCAGGCCACCGGCGUGCUCCUCAUGUCCUACGCCGAGAAGCGCCAGCUCUGCACUGAUCUCAACACCCGCCGCGCCAAGUGUGCGUCGUUGAAUGUGUUCCAGAUUCGUCAACUGCUGUCGAUGUACACGCCCGACGAAGGCGAGGACAAGAUCCCGCUCGACCUCAUGGCCCGCCUCUACGAAGGCGUCGGCGGCUCGUCCGGCAGCGGCGACCGGUCCGGCCGCCGGAGGCCGCGGCAGCUGCCGCCGCCUGCCGACCAGGGCGCCCUGCUCAUCGACUCAGCCGUGGUGGGCGAGGUGAGCAUCGCGACGAUGCACUACGUCGAGUGCAAGGACGUGCUGGCGCUGCCGUUGCCGCAGACCAUCAAGCAGUCCCUGCAGGCCCACGAGAAGGAGAAGGAGGAAGAGCUUCGCAAGCUCCAGCAGCGCGCCGACGAGGACGUCAAGAAGAAGCGACGCCUCCAGAGCCGCAAGUCCAUGGUCUUCUGGUAG
Messenger RNA from Acanthamoeba castellanii str. Neff, 5298 nucleotides. Its product is annotated as myosin head (motor domain) domain containing protein. NCBI's taxonomy places the organism in Eukaryota, Discosea, Longamoebia, Acanthamoebidae. Gene Ontology annotation, cellular component: actin cytoskeleton; cytoplasm; vesicle. Gene Ontology annotation, molecular function: microfilament motor activity; ATP binding; actin filament binding. The record is from RefSeq and is a predicted model, not a curated record. The transcript has 31 exons. The coding region runs from base 1 to 5298 and encodes 1765 amino acids. Gene Ontology annotation, biological process: actin filament organization; vesicle transport along actin filament.